GCCAAAUUAAAAUAAAACGACAGCAAGCCAGUUUUAUGAGCAACACGCGUCUGGUGGUGGCAUCAUUCUGGGCCUUUUUUCUAAUUGGUCUACCAUUUUGGUGGAAGACAACAGAGGUUUACAGAGCUAAUCUUCCAUUCGCUGAUAUUGAGUCCUGGAGGACAGGUCAAAGCUGCAGUUUUGUGUUUCCUACGACAUUUAUACUUCAUAUACCCCAUUCCUUACAAUACAACGACAAAGCAAACAAAGCCUUACAGCGUCGAUUAUCAACAGAAUUCAACAAACAAUCGUCAUGUGCAGAAUUCCCUGUUGAGGUACGAUAUCAGUCGUGGCAUAAAGAAGAAAAUGAGGUGACAAGACAGGACCGAGACGCGCCUGUUGGACAUUAUCAUAUCUUUAUUGACCAACCCAUGAGCUCCACAAAACAAUCCAUCCCUUACAAUAUUACUGUUGGCAAUGCACGUACCAGUGUGAUUGAAAUGGAAGAUAUGUCAGUUGGCAACGUAGAAAAGGCUGUAUAUACAUUGACAAAGAUGGUAUUUGGAGACGAGUAUCAAACGUUGGAUCGGAUUGCUUGUCGGGCAGAUCAAACUCGGGACAGAAAUGAUAUGAGUAGCAUGCGUGCCCUAAAGUAUUCGCCUCGAUACCAAGUAACGUUCAGCAUGAUGAAUAACGAUCCAACACGGUUAAUUGUGGACUGGGAUAUUCAAGAAGCAGUAAAAGGUUACGUGUAUCCAUUGCUUCGGGAGCUUUCAAUGGUUUCCAACUUCACGGUUGACUCCCAAGUACAGAACUACGCGUCCCUAUCCAUGAAACCGCAGUUCCGGGAACGUGAUGGCAAAGCAGGCUACUAUUAUCUAAAUCCUGAAAACCUUCCACAUUUCAUUAAUUCAGCGGAUUGGAAUCUAGCAUCCACUAUCUCAUCACAUGCGACGAUCAACUUUAUCUUGUAUGUACCGUCUCCUGACGAACGUUUAUGGAUCCAUGACAAACAAGGACAACCGUUGCCAGGUAAUGCAUUUUCGAUCCCUGGUUGGGGUGGGGUAGUUAUCAAGAAUCCGCCACCGCCACACACCCUUGGAGAAGAUCACCAUUAUGUGAUGGAUAAGAAACGACUGCAACCUGUGAUGCGGAUAUUUGUCUCACAGCUACGAACGCUGUUGGGCAUCCAGGACUUUAGUUCUGCCACAACGCAAGAAUUCAAUGUUACAUUUAUGCCCUCGCCACAUACGGGCAUUACAUUGUUGGAGAAAGAUACAGUGAUCCGCCGACGGACUGUGGAAAACAUUGUGAAUGCCGCGUCGACAUUGAGUUCGUUAGCACAGCUCGUAUCCGAGAUCCCCAACAUGGUAGUACUGGAUCAUAUCGCACUGCAGGUACAGCAGUCGCUGCAUGCACUUGACCUUGGCUGUCAUGCGCUGCAGACAGGUGGCUAUGAUGCAGCCUUGCAGCAUUCGAUCCAUGCGAUUGAAUUGGCAGAAGAGGCCUUCUUUAACCCAACCAUGGUGUCGAUGCUCUAUUUCCCGGACGAACACAAGUACGCCAUAUACAUGCCGUUGUUUGUGCCCAUUGCUGUGCCGUUGCUGAUGGCAGUGAUCAAGGGAUUGAAAGGAUUCAAAAAGACUGAAAAAGCAAAGACUGAAUAAAAUAGAAGUGUUGUG
Messenger RNA from Zychaea mexicana, 1661 nucleotides. RefSeq names its product phosphatidylinositol-glycan biosynthesis class S protein. NCBI's taxonomy places the organism in Eukaryota, Fungi, Mucoromycota, Mucoromycetes, Mucorales, Lichtheimiaceae. Bases 36 to 1646 code for a protein of 536 amino acids. The record is from RefSeq and is a predicted model, not a curated record. Gene Ontology annotation, biological process: attachment of GPI anchor to protein. The transcript has 9 exons. Gene Ontology annotation, cellular component: GPI-anchor transamidase complex.